Molecule: messenger RNA, 1929 nt
Organism: Cotesia congregata
Lineage: Eukaryota; Metazoa; Arthropoda; Insecta; Hymenoptera; Braconidae
Source: the annotation of a GenBank genome assembly
AUGUUUUCUUACCCUGAAGCUAAGAGGGACAAUACUGUUGAUGUUUAUCACGGAGUUGAGAUCAAAGACCCGUACCGCUGGCUAGAGGACCCAGAGGCUGAAGAGGUCAAGGCGUUUGUUGAUAAACAAAACGCUUUGUCACGGCCAUUCUUAUCGACCUGCGAGUCGGUCGAGCCCCAGGUGAUUCUAGAUCGUCUUAAGCAGCUCUGGGACUUUCCUAAGUAUUCUUUAUUCUUCGACCCGAACACGCUGUCCGAUGACGGGUCAGUAGCAAUUUCCACGACUGAGUUCAGCAAGGAUGGAAAAAUCUUCGCGUACGGAUUGUCCAAAAGUGGUUCAGACUGGAGCGAGAUCCACUUUAUGAACGCAGAGACCGGGGAGAAGUACCCCGAGGUUCUGGAGAAGAUCAGGUACUCUUCAAUCGCCUGGACUCAUGAUAACUUGGGAAUUUUCUAUGGAACCUACCUGGAGCAGCAGGGAACCGUCGAUGGGUCUGAGACUCUCGGUGCUCGGGACCAGAAGCUCUGCUAUCACAAGAUUGGAACUCCGCAGUCUGAAGAUGUGAUUGCUGUGGAAUUUCCCGAAGAACCUCUUUGGAGAAUAGGUGCUGAAGUUUCUGACUGCGGCGAAUAUUUAAUCGUUUCACCGCGCAGAGAUUGUAGAGACAAUUUAAUUUAUUUCACAAAGCUUCCCGAGGAUAAAAAAGUUGAGAAUCUUAAAAGCUUAAAGCUUACUAAGGUUGUUGAAAAAUUCCAAGCUGAUUAUGAUGUAAAAAAAUGGACGGACCUGAUCCCGGAGGACCCAAAGCGGGUCCUAGAUUGGGCAGUAGCCACCCACAAGGAUAAAUUGGUCGUCUGCUACAUCCAGGACGUGAAGCACAUCCUGGAGCUGCACUGUCUUAAAACAGGCGAGCUUCUCAAGACCUUCCCUCUAGAUCUAGGAACCAUCGUCGGGAUCAGCGCCGACAGAGACUACUCCGAGAUCUUCUACCAGUUCACGUCGAUCUUGACCCCCGGGAGGAUCUUCAUGGCCGACCUGGCCAAGGACGAGGAGCCAAAAGUCCUCAGGGAGAUUAAGGUCAGCAACUUUGACCCCUCGGCUUACAAAAUGUCCCAAGUUUUCUACCCCAGCAAAGACGGGACCAAGAUUCCGAUGUUUAUAGUCACUCGCGCCGAUGCUGUUCUUGAUGGGUCCAUGCCCGCGCUCCUCUACGGAUACGGCGGGUUUAAUGUCAGUAUUUAUCCUACCUUCAGUGUCAUGCGGCUUACUUUCGUCCAGCACCUCAAGGGCGUCUUUGCAAUUGCUAAUAUUCGCGGUGGCGGGGAGUAUGGAGAAAAAUGGCACAACGGCGGUCGACUGGACAACAAACAAAAUGUCUUCGACGACUUCCAGUGCGCAGCGGAGUACUUGAUCGCGAACAAAUACACCGAAGCUAAGAAACUAACAAUCCACGGUGGAAGCAACGGCGGACUUUUGGUAGCCGCUUGCAUAAACCAGCGUCCGGAAUUAUUCGGCGCGGCGGUUGCAGACGUGGGAGUUAUGGACAUGCUGCGGUACCACAAAUUCACAAUCGGGUACGCGUGGGUGUCAGACUACGGAAGCUCCGACGACGAAAAGCAGUUCUCGACCUUACUGAAGUACUCGCCGUUGCACAACGUACGCGUGCCGGAAGGGAACCGGCAGUACCCAGCGACUCUUCUGCUUACAGCUGAUCACGACGAUCGGGUCGUUCCACUUCACACUCUCAAGCUUAUUGCGACACUCCAACACGUGCUGGGAAAAUUACCGCAACAAACAAACCCGCUUUUAGCGCGAAUUGAUACUAAAGCCGGCCAUGGACGGGGUAAACCGACCACUAAAGUCAUCGAAGAAAUCAGGGACAUUUUCGUAUUUAUUAUUAAAACGCUUAAUCUUAAGUUUUAUAAUUAA